CCCAAUAGCGGUGGCCACGCAGUGAUCGGCUUCUACUUCGCUCGCGAACUUCUCGGCGCCGGCCAUGAGGUCAACAUACUUACCGUCGGAGAUGAGAGUUCCGAAAAAAUGAAGAAGCCGCCCUUCACGAGAUUCUCAGAGUUGGUCAGUGCUGGCGCUCGGACGGUUUGGGGUGAUCCCGCCGAUGUGGGUAAGGUUGUGGGCUCGGCCGCUUUCGAUGUGGUGUUGGAUAAUAAUGGCAAGGAUUUGGACUCUGUGAAGCCUGUAGCUGAUUGGGCUAAAUCUUCAGGAGUCAAACAAUUUCUCUUCAUCAGCAGUGCUGGCAUCUAUAAGGCAAGUGAUGAGAUCCCACAUGUUGAAGGGGAUCCUGUUAAAGAUGAUGCAGGUCAUGCCGCAGUGGAGAGAUAUAUUGCAGAUUUAUCUUUUAGUAGCUGGGCAAUAUUCCGGCCCCAGUACAUGUUAGGAUCUGGUAACAACAAGGAUUGUGAGGAGUGGUUCUUUGACAGAAUUGUCCGCGGAAGACCGGUUCCAAUUCCUGGAUCAGGGAUGCAACUAACCAACAUCUCACAUGUGAGGGAUCUAUCCACCAUGCUUUUCCUUGCCGUUACUGACCCCGUUGCCUCUUCUCAUAAAAUUUUCAACUGCGUGAGCGAUCGGGCCAUCACUUUCGACGGAUUGGUCAAGCUUUGUGCGCAAGCAGCUAGUCUCGAAGCCAAAAUUGUUCACUAUGAUCCCAAAUCUGUAGGAGUUGAUGCGAAGAAGGCGUUUCCUUUUCGCAACAUGCAUUUCUACGCAGAGCCGAGGAAAGCGAAAGAGAUACUUGGAUGGAGGAGCACCACCAAUCUUCCCGAAGAUUUGAAGGAGAGGUUUGAUGAAUAUGUGAGCAUUGGAAGGGAUAAGAAGCAGUUACAGUUUGAUAUUGAUGACAAGAUUUUGGAAUUUCUCAAAGUAGCAGUGGCAGUGUGAGCAUGUUUGUUUGUUUUUUUGCAUUUACUGAUGUCCAU
Phalaenopsis equestris is the source of this 1004-nucleotide messenger RNA. Its product is annotated as chloroplast stem-loop binding protein of 41 kDa a, chloroplastic. Gene Ontology annotation, biological process: rRNA processing. The transcript is spliced from 6 exons. Lineage: Eukaryota; Viridiplantae; Streptophyta; Magnoliopsida; Asparagales; Orchidaceae. The annotation marks the transcript as partial. The record is from RefSeq and is a predicted model, not a curated record. Gene Ontology annotation, molecular function: RNA binding. Gene Ontology annotation, cellular component: cytosol.